AUGUCGCCGCCGCCUUUAAAUGCUCGGGCUUGGCGUCGCCGCUGUUGCGGUGUUGGCGGCGGCGGCGGCGGCGGCGGCGGGCUGGGCAGGGCUACUGCUCCCGGGCGCCGGCGGCGGCGGCGGCUGCUGCUGCUCACGAUGAGGGCUGCCGUCGCUCUGCUCACCGUGCUCGCCAGCCUGCUCCUCUUCCUCUACCUCCUGUGGCUCACAGCCGACGGGCCCCUGAGCUCCAGGGACUGGAAAGGCGAAGCCAAGAAAGCCGUCAACUUUAGCCCCGAAGUGCCCGGCAAGCCCAGUUUGCCUUUUGCACCGGCCGCCCUCUCCACGAACAGCACAAAUCUGGGCAUAAAAAAGCCACUCCACUUGCCACCAGAAUGCAAAACCCUACAAGACACACUUCGAUCUUCAUUUACAAAAAAGAAAAGGUAUUCAGAAGAUUAUUACCUUGAGAUUAUUACAAAUGUACAGAACUGCAGAUGGCAACGGCAGCCUGAAGAGUAUAAGAAAUUUAGGUCAAAACUCGCUUCUUGCUGUGACGCUACGCACAACCUUGUCAUUUCUCAAAAUAACACUCCACUUGGGAGUAACAUGAGUUAUGAAGCGGAGAGGGCCAGCUUCCUGAUCGAAAAGGGCAUUUUUCGAAUGUUGCCAGUGUCACAGCCAUUUGUGGGGCGUCCCUUUAAUCAGUGUGCAGUGGUUGGAAAUGGGGGAAUCCUGAGGGACUCUAUCUGUGGAGCUGAAAUAGACAAGUCUGACUUUGUUUUUAGAUGUAAUCUCCCCCCAAUCACAGGAAAUAUUAGCAGAGAUGUUGGCAAUAAAACCAAUCUGGUCACUGUUAAUCCCAGCAUCAUUGGACGCAAGUACGGUGAAUUAAACGUAAAUAAAUCGGCAUUUCUGAACAGCAUGGCUACCUAUGGAGAGGCGUUCCUCAUCCUGCCAGCAUUUUCCUUUAGGAGAAAUACUGAUGUUUCUUUUGAAGUUUACCACACACUCCAUGGUUUUAAAGCCAAACAGAAGGCUAUAUUUUUUCAUCCCAAGUACCUGAAAAGCCUUGCCCAGUUCUGGAGAACUAAAGGUGUGCACGCCUUUCGCUUGUCCUCUGGCUUAAUGAUCACAAGUGCUGCCAUUGAACUGUGUGAGAACGUGAAGUUGUAUGGAUUUUGGCCUUUCUCCAAGACCACAAAUGACACCCCCAUCAGCCAUCACUACUAUGACAACGAAUUACCGAAACCUGGUUUCCACGCGAUGCCCAUAGAAUAUAGAGAAAUUCUCCAGCUUCAUGGGAAAGGUGUCCUCAAGUUACAGUUUAGUAAAUGUGAAGCAUCUUGAACAAGGUGGUGACUUCCAUCAGAAGAUUUUCUAUGUUUCAGCACUAGUGGUUUGACUUGAUGUUGUUUUUGUGAACACUAAGCUGCAUUUGAAUAGCUAUACAAACAAGUUUGGACAUUCUUCAAAACAUACAAAGUAGUCUCUUCCCUGAGGAGUUAACUGUGUUAUUUCAUGGGCAAAGCAUUAUUAUCAUCACAUGGUUGUUGUGUCCAAUACUUGGCUAGACCUUGGGGACACUAAGAAGUCCAAGACAGUUUCUGCCCUUGGGCAGUUUAUUAUCUGUGCUAGGUGGCAUAAAAUUGAAUUUUUCAUGUUUGAAUGUUUUAUUAAAAUGAAACUAUCUCUUUUGAAUAGUAAAAGUCCAUGUCCUUCAGGAAAAGAUGAAUGGUUCUAUCAGAUAUUAGACCAACUUAGAAUCCACAGAAAGAAAAGGCCUGUGUUUGUAUUGGGACAUUAAAUGCUUUUUGGUUUGAAUGCUGGCCUCAUGUUCUGCUUUCUAAUUAUACCUAUUUAUGUAAGUUUUAAGCAUAUCCAAAAAAAUAUUAGGCAAAUAAACCUACCUCCCCACACUCCUUCUUUGCUCCCUGUCAUAAUACUGUCACCAGGAAGAGUGGAAGCAGUUGAGGAAAGAAAGGACUAGGUUGGCAUGCUGAAAUUAUCUAUAUCACCUUUAAAUUCCAGCCUCAGCCAGUCCAUUAUGUCUUACUGAAAGUUCCUUUUUCCACAGGCUCUGAUGUACUCAUUUUGAUUAAGCACAAUCUCAGCUUGGUCAUAUUCGUGUGGUUCAUAGCCUGUGUGGUUCUCUUUUGAUUAUUUUCAUCUUAAUGUAUUUUUGACACAUAAAUGGGUUUUCGUUUAUAGCACAAAAGAGAAGCCUCCAUUAGCCCUCUGAGGUGAUCCAAUGAAGUUCACUUAAGUAAUGAGCUUUUACAAAAAAAUGGAAAAUGACUUCAUGUUGCAUCAAACUCAUUUUCUUUAAUUGCUUCUUUGAGGUGCCUGGGACUAUUCGUUUAUAAGAGCCCAGCCUUGUUUCAUUUGGCUUUUGGCUGAUUUUGUUGGUGCUUUUCGAAAUCAGCUGCUCAUAUCUGUUUGUGGGCUUGGCCACUUGGCUGAUGGAAGAUUGUGUGAAUCUAAGUAUUUACACUACCUUUUCCCAAGAUGGCAUUUUCCAAAAGAUGUUUUCUGGACAACUGGAACAUCAAUUUUCCUUCGCUAGGAUACUCAAAAUUGUGAUCAUUAUAGAGUGAAAGCAAGAAAAUAUACUGGAGUAAAUCAUUAUCUAAAGAACAUAGAGAAUGUCAUAUGUGAGUUUAUUUUAAAAUGACACCACAUUGGAAUAUUUUAAAGCUGGCUGCAGUUUUUCCUAUUCGGUUGCUGUGACAAUUUUAACUUAUAUGGAGUUUUAGGGUAGAAGUGAUUAGGAUUUGGUUUUACUAUAGUUUUGCAUCAGUUCUCUCCAUUGAUUUCAGAAUUUUCACUGUUACUGAGUGAAGGAAGGAUAGUGGCCUGGGGAUUCUCACAUGCCACAAGUCAGCAUAAACCCAAAGUGAGGAGGGCUGGGGUGGAGGAACAUUAGGAGAAAGAGAGUACAUUCCACAUUAGCUCGCCCAAAGUUUGCUGCUUAUUUAGCAUCUACAGCUGCUAUCCAAAGAACUUGCUCGUAAACUCUUCAUUUUAAACUUUCCUCAAAGGGGUAAAUUUCCAUUCUUCUAAUCUCCACUCCAAGCUGGGCCAUCUGCUAUCAUGACUUCUUAGUGGUCCGCAGCUAUCCAUUGUUGGAAGCUGAUUUCCAAUGAGCUCUUUGAGUGUUUUUUCUGUCCUCUCUGCUUGUGAUGAGCACAUGUCCAUUCACUAUAGGCUAGCUGCUUCUAGAUCCUGCUGUGGCUCAUUUCUUACACGUGUGUAGUGAUGCUGUGUUGUGACUAAUGUGCAUCGCUUCAGUGAGGGCAUCUUAGGACCUCACUGCUGGUCGAUUUGUCCUGUAUGUAUGUUUUGAUCUUCCUGGUUUGGCUCACUACUUAUUUGCUGGUCAUCAUCAGUUUAUGUACCUAACUUGUAGAAUUGCAUGGUAACUAACAUCUGUAUUUCCAAUAAAAAUUUUAGGUUGUGUGUAAAAGCUU
Messenger RNA from Dromiciops gliroides (monito del monte), 3449 nucleotides. It is a transcript of the gene ST8SIA6, whose product is annotated as ST8 alpha-N-acetyl-neuraminide alpha-2,8-sialyltransferase 6. Gene Ontology annotation, biological process: N-glycan processing; oligosaccharide metabolic process. The transcript has 9 exons. Gene Ontology annotation, molecular function: alpha-N-acetylneuraminate alpha-2,8-sialyltransferase activity. The record is from RefSeq and is a predicted model, not a curated record. NCBI's taxonomy places the organism in Eukaryota, Metazoa, Chordata, Mammalia, Microbiotheria, Microbiotheriidae. The coding region runs from base 1 to 1329 and encodes 442 amino acids.